CGUCAUCCCGUGCGUUAGUAGUCACGAGCUGAUGAACUAUGCGCGAGCUGCUGACAGUUGCUGCGUAACAUUCAAGCUAAUGGAUUUUCGUCGAGAGUGAUGGGAGUUGAACAAACUUGAAACUUUUCGGUUUUAGUCUUUGUUCAGCACGUUCACCAGGAUGCGGAUGACCUUUGAGGCGUCGAGCAGCGUGACGCUGCUGUUCAGCUUCUGGGACGUGCACGGCCCUGCAGGAAUGAUCCUGUCGGUGCUCAUCGUCUUCCUGCUGACCGUCUUCUACGAAGUCCUCAAAGUUUGGAGGGUGUGGCUGGGGAGCAGGUCCAAACUGGUCCCAGCUGCGCCGUCUGACGCCUCGUCCUGCAGCGAGAGCUGUCCCCCCGAGGCCUCGCUGAGCCCCGCAGAGCCCCCGUCUGACACCAGAGGGUCCAGAAACAGCUGGUUGCUGCACGCCGCCCAGACGGCGCUCCACGUGCUGCAGGUGACCCUGGGCUACAUGCUGAUGCUCUCCGUCAUGACCUACAACACCUGGAUCUUCCUCGGAGUCAUCGCUGGUGCCGGUGUCGGUUAUUUUGUCUCGUUCCCCCUCAUACACCGGCCGGCGCCGUACUCUGUCAAAGACUGAUUCAUCCUCUGGGACGAGCCGAUGACUCACCUGGACGUGGUUUUACAACACGGGACAGUUCAGAGGUCGUAUGAUCUCCACGCCCGGCUGCGAUUCUUCGUUUUAAGCUGCUGAAUUAUAAAAACUCAUUUAGUGUCCCACAUGCCUGUAAAUGUCUCAGCUUGUUUUUAAGUCAGCUGACGAGACAAAAAGAUGCAUUUCACUGACACAGCUAAAAAAAACUUUUAUUCAUGUUUUUAUUUUUUACACACUAACGUUGGAAAUUGUACAAUAAAUAAAUGAUCGCAAGUUUGAACGUUGAGGAAUUAAAGGGUUGAAGCCAAA
This is a messenger RNA of Nematolebias whitei (Rio pearlfish), 946 nucleotides long. RefSeq names its product solute carrier family 31 member 2 (gene slc31a2). NCBI's taxonomy places the organism in Eukaryota, Metazoa, Chordata, Actinopteri, Cyprinodontiformes, Rivulidae. Gene Ontology annotation, cellular component: membrane. Gene Ontology annotation, molecular function: copper ion transmembrane transporter activity. Bases 161 to 622 code for a protein of 153 amino acids. The record is from RefSeq and is a predicted model, not a curated record. The transcript is spliced from 4 exons. Gene Ontology annotation, biological process: copper ion transmembrane transport.